Penaeus indicus is the source of this 375-nucleotide messenger RNA. RefSeq lists its product as uncharacterized. Bases 1 to 375 code for a protein of 124 amino acids. The record is from RefSeq and is a predicted model, not a curated record. NCBI's taxonomy places the organism in Eukaryota, Metazoa, Arthropoda, Malacostraca, Decapoda, Penaeidae. The transcript is spliced from 4 exons.
AUGGAUCCUCAUAUUUGGACAUUUGACCGUGAAAUGCACACGUUGACCACGAUUUGCAACUACUCCCUUGUUCAAAUGGGUCGUGAUUACAAUCCGGACUUCGCUGUUUACACACAGUUCGAGUCUUGCUUCGCACCCGGUUCUUGCCUCUCAUCCAUUACCUUCAUGGACAAUGGCAACACAUCAAUAUCAAGUGAAGUUUACGGCUGGAUGGGUAAUAAUAUGAUUGAUGUGAACGGCGCGGAGUACUCUCUCCUGGACUACCCGACUCCCGUUACCUUAGACAGCACCCAGUUCCCUGUCCUGGCGUGGAGCAAAACCUCGAAAAUUCGUCUCUUCGGAUCCAGUAAAGUUGCAAAGCGUGUAGAAGUUUAG